Messenger RNA from Loxodonta africana (African savanna elephant), 1771 nucleotides. RefSeq names its product leucine-rich repeat-containing protein 14-like. Gene Ontology annotation, molecular function: protein binding. Lineage: Eukaryota; Metazoa; Chordata; Mammalia; Proboscidea; Elephantidae. The transcript has 2 exons. Gene Ontology annotation, cellular component: cytoplasm. The record is from RefSeq and is a predicted model, not a curated record. The coding region runs from base 722 to 1771 and encodes 349 amino acids.
UGAGACCAAGGCAUGGGCACAGGGAGCCAGAGGGAGACUGGGCUAGGACCCAGGGGAAUAUGGGGUUAAAGUCGGCUAGGGGCACAAAUGAGGCAUAAGUGAGGAAUCUAUAAGGUCCCUGGGUGGUGUAAAUAGUUUGCACUCGACUAUUAACCUAAAGGUUGGCAGUUCAAAUCCACCCAGCAGUGGUAUGGAAGAAAGGCCUGGCAAUCUGCUUCUGUAAAGAUUACAGCCAAGAAAACCCCAUGGAGCAGUUCUACUCUGUCACACAUGGGAUAACCGUGAGUUGGAAUCAACUCAAAGGCAACAGGUUUUGUUUUGUUUUUAUGAGCUUCUGGGUUAAUGGUUGAUGAUGUAGUUGAUGAGGAUAAGGGAUAGGGUUUUACCUUCUGGGGAUAGGGGUACAGGUGGUGUGAAGAAUGGAGACUCAACAGGAUCCCAGAUAAGGAAGGGAAAAGCCAUUUAGAGAGGGGAGGAUAGGUGGGCUGAUGCUGGCAUCUGGGAGCCAAGGGCCAGGAUCCUGCUCCUGGGACUCAUCUUACCCUGGCCUUGCAGGUCUCCCCCGGAUAUCAUUAUCUCAUCACUCCCUUCUACUCUCCACAGGAGGUCAUUGCUGAGGGUCCUGGAUUUGACACUGGCCUUUGAGCAGGUCCAGUGUAAAGGGGCCUUUGAGGCCUUGGCCAAGUUUCCAUUUUGGUUACCAUCCACAGUCAAGGCUGAGAUGCCAGAGAACAUGGCUAAGCCCAGGGCAGUGGAGGGCGUGAAAGAAGAACUUCGGGGGGCCCAGGAGCCAGUGGAGUUACACGUCGAUCUUUUCCUAAGAGGCCCUUUCAAAUUAGAUGCAUUCCUCUGUGGCCUCCUGGCCAAGGUGGAGCAGAGCUGUGGGUCCCUUCGACUCUGCUGUAGGAAAUUGCACAUUGAGGAAAUGCCAUUCGAUAGCCUUGUGGGAAUCCUGAAGACACUGGACCUGGAUUCCAUCCAGGAGCUAGAGGUGUUUGAUUGGUUCCGGGCACUGUCAGAGCACAGCCUGUUCGUCACCCAGCUGGGGAGAAUCCGCAACCUGCGCAGCCUCAAGCUGGCCUACUACCACUGGGCCUUCCCCCCAGAGGGCGAGCAGUCCUCCAUUCACUUCCUCUCCCAUCUCAGCCAGCUGCACCACCUCCAGAAGCUCCACCUGUCUUACUCCUACCUGUCAGGCAACCUGCAUCAAGUGCUCAGCUGCCUACAGACCCCCCUGCACACCCUGGAGAUCCGUUCCUGCACACUUCUAGACACCGAUGUCACCUUCCUGUCCCAGAGCCUUCACGCCACCUGCCUGAAGAAGCUGGAUCUGAGUGGCAACAACCUGUCCUACAUGGUGCCAGGACCUCUAGCGGCCUUGCUGCAGGCAGUGGCUAGGACAUUGCAGCACCUGGACCUGAACCACUGCUGGCUGAAGGACACCCACCUCCAGGCCAUCCUGCCCACCCUGUGCUGCUGUGUCCACCUCAGAUCCCUGGGCCUCUCUGACAACCCCUUCUCCCGGGCCAGCCUCCUGGGCCUGCUGGAGCGCACAGCCUCACUGAUGGAACUGAAGCAGGUGCUGUACCCCAUCCCUGUGGAGUGCUGUGCCUACCUACACGGCCUCUCAUGGGGGCCCGUGGACAAAGGGAAGCUGAGCGAGGUGCAGGUCGAGCUGCAGGCACUGCUGCAGGCCAUGCAGCGGGCUGACAUGCAGUGGAGACCCCCACCACCCUCACCCUUGCCUGGGACUCUCGCACAGCCUGAAUGA